Pyrenophora tritici-repentis Pt-1C-BFP is the source of this 858-nucleotide messenger RNA. NCBI's taxonomy places the organism in Eukaryota, Fungi, Ascomycota, Dothideomycetes, Pleosporales, Pleosporaceae. The record is from RefSeq and is a predicted model, not a curated record.
AUGUACGAGCAUAAGCACCAGCAGCUUUAUGACAUGAGCUGGCCUAUACGCUUUCUGGCACAGGCAUUGCGCAACGAUAUGAAAAUCCUAGACUUAAUACAAAAAACAAAGUUCACACCAUACAUAGAAGGUAUUGGGCGCUACAACAUCAUAAAUCUUGAGAGCUCUAUUGCAUCUGCCGCUUACGCCGCGAACCUUGAACUGCAUUAUUACCUAGGCCGAGUUCACUACGAUCGCAAUAUCCGGACUUCCAAUCUCACGCCAUAUAUGCCCCUGCUGCGAGAAGUCGGUUUGAACCUGAUUGAUCUCGAGGCUGAGGUUUUCAACAUCCGACUGAGAAGAGACAAAUCAAACAAAAGACAAACAAUCUUCAACGCAUUCUAUCAUCGCUGGAACUUGAUUGUCCAUGCACACAAGUUCACCGAAGCGAUGUCACGGAUUAUCAAGCACCACCAAAAGACUUACUCUGGCAUCUGGUCGAACAGGACCCGUCAAGGGAUCCAAGAUUCUUUGAAAAACAUCACUGCCGCAUGUGAAGCACUUUAUUUCUUAUACAGAUUUUAUCUACCGGUAUACAUGCGGCGCCUGGACCUCAUGUCAGCCUCGGAACUUGAUCAGAAUAUACUGGGCGCAAAACGAUACUGGCUUACGUACUAUCAAACUCGAAGGCAAAACGAGCAACGAAUGGCGGAGCUGGAUGAGAAUUUGGCUAUGAUGAGUAAGGCAAGGAUGGCGAGGGCUGUGGCUCGAAAGAACAGAUAUGCCGCAGAGAGAAAGCUCUCGGUUGUCUCCGGCGGAGACCUUUUCCCUGAGGGGGUUAACUUACGCGGAGUACGAGGAGGGGAGAUUUGUCGUUGA